AAAAAAAAAAAGAAGUAAAGCUUGAGGGAAGACCAAAGUGGGGGGGACCAGACUUUUUGUUUUGUUUAUUCCAAUCGACCCCGUCGCGAGCAUGAGAGUUUGUUUCUAGACAACCAUCGAUUUCGACAGCAGCAGCAACUUUCGAAAAGACAAAACAAAGAAAAACGUUUCCAAGUCAGCCAGAGAGAGAGGGAUAUCGAAUGGAUAGUCAUCGAAAAUGGACUCUUUUUCUUCGUCUGGGGUCAGAUGACGUGUGCUGAUUACUUGACAAAGAAGAGCCACCUCCCCCAUUGUUAACCGAUAAUAUAUGCAGUUGUAGUAGCUUGUAUCGUUGAUUCUCUAACCUAAAGGUGUCGACAAAAAUUUAUUCCACAUGUAGUUGGUCGAUUCCCACAUUCGGACGCUGGUUCGUUCGACUCCCAAAGAUUAUCUCUCGACCAAAAGAUAAGAGACGUUUUGGAUUGGAUCCAGCAAGGAAAUUUCGCACUCCCCUUUUCCCUCCUCCCCCCUUUCUUUUAAAACAAAACGACACAACUUAUCUCUUUUUGUCGUUGUUGUUUUUUGUGUCGAUAAUUUUUCCUCUUUGGUCAACGAAAAUUUGGAUCAACACGCCGCAAGUGUGUGGCUUGAGAAUCCGGCAAAAGUGUAAAAUCCGGCCGUGAUGUGCGGUUCUUCUGCGGGGCAGAGUUGUUGUGCGAACGCCGUCGAAGGCGACGUCGACGACACGCCGGAUGUUCAGGACUCGCGGCCUCGCGGGCUAACCACCCACAGCCGCUGGGCCGCCCCUGAAUUGCCCUUCCGUCCUGGCGCUAUCAGCUCAUUCGCCUUUAUCGUCUCUUUCUAUUCGACUUCUCCAUCCUAAGCUUCUAGCAGCACUACUUUGAAGCCCCUCCUCCCGUUUUGCGUCGUCUUUUGGGCCGGAACGGACGGAAGAAGAAGAGGGGAACAAAAGAAAACUGGAGAAAUAUGUGCCGUAAAAACAGUUGGACAAAGUGAAGUGAAUUUUUGUACAAAAAAUCUUAUUUUUUUCGGUCUGGGAACGUGUUCAGCAUCCAUUCCACGUCACACCAUGCCUAGACGUGUUUCAUCCGCAUCCAGCAGCUUGCACGCCAUGGGUUCAUCCGCCGUGCCUGGUGGUGGAUCGACGCACAGCGGUGGAGGGGGAAGUAGCACCGCCACCAACAGCAGCAGUAGCAGCUUGCGAGGGGGUCCGCGACCGGCCAAAUCGGCCAAUUGCAUCGCGCCCGCCUCGCCAAGCCCAGAUUCAUCCAGUGAUAACGCUUCCGACAAUUCGGAUCUCUUUCAAUGGACGACAACGGGAGUCGAGAGGCACUUGGCCCGAAGUGACAGCAGCAAUUCGGCCAUGUCGAUGACGGCCAAUUCACGUCUCUCUGGUCUGUCACAGAGCGGCGGAGGCAACAGCCAAACUGGCGGCACUUCGUCAACGGCUUCGAUGACGGCCUCGAGGAAGAGGAAACUUUUGGAGCAAUUUUUGCUGCCGGAGAAUGCGGCCAAUUCGAGUGGCAACAACACUAUAUCGCUGUCAGAUAUGCGCAACAUGGGACUGGUCGGACAGGCUCGUCCGUCGGCUUCCAUCCAGCCAACGAAUCACGCUGGUGUUCCCCCGGCGGUCGCUAGCGUUUCGGCUGUUGCCACGACUUCCUCCCGUACUUUAACCACCAGCAGUUCGACAGCCGUGGGCGGAAUCAGCUUUUCUGCCGUUUCGAAUUACGUUCCCAGUUUCUCCUUCUACCAGUCGCGCUCCUUCGGGCCGCCUUCCUGCUCAGGUGGUGGUAGCACCGAGAGCCUGUGCAGCAGCACAGCCGACUCGGCAUGCGGACAUCCGCCAGACCUUCCGGAUGACGGCAACUUGGCCACUCCAGCACCUCCAGUCGACGUGCACGCCUCGGACGUGAUGGAAAUUCGGAACCGCUCCAGCGCUUCUUGUCGCGAUACGCCGCCACUGCACAUCUCAGGCGACCGCCAUUACCAUUCGACUUCAAUUAACAACAGAGUGGCCGGCUGGAGACUGGAAGAUAUAGACGACAACCUAGCGGCGGAUUUCGACGGCAGCUUGUCUGGCCUGGGGGUUGAUCUCAGCGUCGCAUCGUACAACAUGAGUGAGGCCUUGCUGGCACUUCCAACGUUGACCGGAUUCAAACAAGAGGCACCUUCACCUCCUAAUGGAGAGCAUGGAAGGGUUGGCACAAAUCCAUCGCCUCCGCAAUCGACUGAAAGGGCUUCCAGUGAAGGUAGGACGGUGACGCAUCUGACAGGUCACGGAGGCGAUCAGAGCAGCUAUUCGCACCCGUUCCAGCACAUGUUGCACCAACAUUCAGGUGGCUGGAGCGGACAGGACAACGGAACUGGAGGAAGUGGCACCGUUGGAGGAGGAGCCGGGCCCAUCACGGGUGGUGUUGGCACGGGCAGUGCCUCUAGCCUAACGUCCUCUUCGUCCAACGAAGGCAUGUCGUCUUCCGGAGGCAUCCAUCAGCAAGGCGGAAGCGGCUCCGCUGUCGUUGGAGCCAGCAACUACCACGGCGAGAAAUACAAAUACGAUCGACUUAACGAGACGGACGCCAAUGCCGACAACAGGUUGGAUCCCAACCAACAGUUCCAGUACGUGUUGGCUGCAGCCACGUCGAUUGCCACUAAAGUCAACGAAGAGUCUUUGACUUAUUUGAACCAGGGGCAACCCUAUGAAAUAAAAAUGAAGAAAUUGGGUGAUUUGUCGAACUUUAGAGGGAAAUUGCUCAGAAGCGUGGUGAGAUUGUGUUUCCACGAGCGAAGGCUGCAGUACAUGGAACGCGAGCAGAUCGCCGCGUGGAGGAUGUCGAGGCCUGGCGACCGUAUCGUCGAGAUUGACGUGCCCCUAUCCUACGGCAUUUACGAAGUCGUCCAGGACAAUAGCAACUUGAACGUGGUUGAAUUUGCCUGGGAUCCCACCAAGGAAGUGGGCGUCUACAUCAAAGUCAAUUGCAUCAGCACCGAAUUCACGCCGAAGAAACACGGCGGCGAAAAAGGUGUUCCUUUCCGCAUUCAGGUCGAAACCUACUCCCACGGUGACGGUGAUGGCACCCCUAAACGUCUCCACGUUGCCGGCUGCCAGAUCAAAGUGUUCAAGUUAAAAGGAGCAGAUCGAAAACAUAAGCAAGAUCGAGAAAAGAUCUACAAGCGGCCAAUGGUUGAACAGGAGAAAUAUCAACCAUCAUGUGAAUGCACCAUAUUGGCCGAGAUACCACUCGAAUUGGUCUAUACGUCAGCGAUUGUGCCAGUAGGCACAGCGACGAGCAAUGGCAGCACCAGCGUCAACCAGGCCCCUCAACAAACUGUGGUUGCGACGACCGUGGUCACUCCACCGGCCGUUUUGGCCACCCGGACGUACAGUCCAACAGAAUUACACAAAUCGCAAAGUUUCACCAGUGAUGGAUGUCCUAGUGAGAGCCCUCUAGGCCACGAAACGGAUAACGUUGAAAGUCCUACAUCUUUGAUCGGCAGUGGUAAUAGUGCCGUUUACCAGUAUUACCUCCAGCCCUUAAGCGCCGAAGCGAGCGCUCAACAGACGGCCCAAUGGCUGCAGACCAACCGCUUCUCCAGCCAAGCCCGCACAUUUUCUCGCUUUGCCGGAGCCGACAUUCUAAGACUGACGCGCGAUGACCUUAUCCAGAUUUGUGGAGUGGCCGAUGGCAUACGACUUUACAACGCCCUACACGCCAAACCUUUAGCGCCGAGACUGACACUUUACUUGACGCAGGAUCAAAGCCAAGUGUUUCACGCCAUUUUCCUAGAGAACUUAUCCUGCGUCGAGAUAGCCAACAAGUUAGCCGGACUAGUGCAAUUGUCAUCCCAACACAUUUUGGACGUCUACAUUGAAGGACCUUGCGGAAUCCAUGUACAUGUCACUGACGAAGUCGUGCAAAACAUGAAGGAUGAAUCCAUGUUUACUGUCGAAUUACUACCUGAUCAAACUAGCGAACGUUAUCGACUGCUGCUGAAAUCGACUUCACCUCACUAGGCAUUGGAAUUAUUACAAGAAAUUGUGUAGCCAAUUUAGCUACGCAAGGGAAGUUGACAAAAACACCAAACACCACAAACCGCAAUUGUUAUUUUUUUCUUGUUUGUUCAUUUCAUUUCUUCCCCCUGGCGUCAUAUAAUUCUCCUACUAUUGUUUAAUUUACUUGAUUAGCUAGAGCAAAUCAUGGUUGACAAGUUGUUGGUUUUUCCUUAUUUCAGUGUCUCAGAAGUCUCCACGAAAAUCAUUUGCGAGGAGAAUUUUUCGUUCAUUUCCUACGCAUUGUAUAGGGGUUAACAUCCCCUAAAUCCCCCAAGUAAGUGCCUUUAUUCAAUGUCGUACUUGCCUGACUUUUGUCUUUAUCUUGUGUUUAUUCAUUUGAUCCCAUCCCUUCCAUGAUCCAUUUCUUUAACGGUUACGUGUAUGUCUACAUGCCCACACACACACACACAAGCAAACCAACACAUUUUUACACAAACGCAUGUGUCAUUCCCGUUGUUCAGUAGCAUUAAAAAAAAAAACAUAAGAAAGAUAAAACAACAUAUAACACAGUUCUCAUAACUAUUGUUCUCGCCAGCACUGUUGAUUUCCCUCUUCCUUUUUUUCUUAAUCACCUUGUUUUCUGUCUCACGGGGAAAGGGUUUAAUCCUGACCAUGAUUGAUUGAUAUAGUCGGAGCGGUUAAUGAUUUUUUCGUUGACUUGUAAUACUUGUCUUACACUUCUCCCCUUUAUCUUUUUUACGAAAAAAAAUCUACUUUUUCUAUGGGGUGGGUUUACCAAACAAAUCUUUGCAAAGUAAAAUAAUAAUACAUGGCCAAGAUCUCGUGUUA
Molecule: messenger RNA, 4843 nt
Organism: Daphnia pulicaria
Lineage: Eukaryota; Metazoa; Arthropoda; Branchiopoda; Diplostraca; Daphniidae
Gene: gem
Product: transcription factor CP2-like
Exons: 14
Coding region: 1070-4015 (981 amino acids)
Biological process (GO): regulation of transcription by RNA polymerase II
Cellular component (GO): nucleus
Molecular function (GO): RNA polymerase II cis-regulatory region sequence-specific DNA binding; DNA-binding transcription activator activity, RNA polymerase II-specific
Source: RefSeq, a predicted model, not a curated record